Entelurus aequoreus (snake pipefish) is the source of this 2596-nucleotide messenger RNA. RefSeq names its product mannose phosphate isomerase (gene mpi). Gene Ontology annotation, molecular function: zinc ion binding; mannose-6-phosphate isomerase activity. The coding region runs from base 27 to 1355 and encodes 442 amino acids. Gene Ontology annotation, biological process: GDP-mannose biosynthetic process; carbohydrate metabolic process. Lineage: Eukaryota; Metazoa; Chordata; Actinopteri; Syngnathiformes; Syngnathidae. The record is from RefSeq and is a predicted model, not a curated record. Gene Ontology annotation, cellular component: cytosol. The transcript is spliced from 8 exons.
GCGGAAGUAACACAUACGUCACCAUAAUGGAGGGAGUAAGAGUGUUUCCCCUGACCUGUGCAGUGCAGAAUUACUCGUGGGGAAAGGUGGGGCUGGACAGCGAAGUGGCCAAACUGGUGGUUGGCGGAGACCCUCUCGCUGUCAUCGAGGAAGGCAAGCCCUAUGCAGAGCUGUGGAUGGGUGCCCAUCCAAAGGGCGACUCCCAGAUUAAAGACAACAGGAUAGCACAGACCACACUGGGUCAGUGGAUCGCACACUUCCCAGCAUGCCUUGGCUCCAAAGUCAAGGACAGCUUCCAGGGUCAGCUGCCGUUCCUCUUCAAAGUUCUGUCAGUCAACACAGCUUUGUCCAUACAAGCCCAUCCAAACAGGGAGUUAGCCGCCCAUCUCCACUCUCAGUUUCCGGAGCACUACCCAGACGACAACCACAAGCCAGAAAUGGCCAUCGCUCUCACCCACUUCCAGGGCCUCUGUGGCUUCAGGCCAGUGGAGGAGAUCCUUGGAUUCCUCAAAGCUGUCCCUGAGUUCCACGCUUUGGUGGGCAACGAGGCGGCCGAGGAGCUGCGACGUGGGGUGGGCGAUGCAGAUCGCACCAAGCGGGCCCUGAAGAAGUGCUUCACCAGGAUGAUGAACUGCGAGAAGAAGGUGUUUGUGGAUCAGCUCAACAUGCUGGUGAAGAGAGUCACUGAGGAGGGCGCGGCGGGCAAGGACACGUCCAGCAGCAAUGGCGAGCUGUUGCUCCGCCUCCAUUCCCAGUACCCGGGAGACAUUGGCUGCUUCUCAAUCUACUUCCUGAAUCAUGUGGUCUUGGAUCCGAACCAGGCCAUGUUCCUCGGAGCCAACGAGCCUCACGCUUAUCUGUACGGAGUAAACGUUUCAGAUCCCAGUUCAGUCAAGUGGAAGUGGUCUGAAAGUGCUUUGAUUCCAGACUGCAUCGAGUGCAUGGCGUGCUCCGACAACACGGUGAGAGCCGGCCUGACCCCCAAAUACUUGGACGUCAACACGCUGUGUGAGAUGCUCACCUACGACCCCGCUCCCUCCGCCGCCAAAAUGUUCCCAGCGGUCCCGGACCACUCGGACCCUUGCGUGAGCGUCUACGACCCACCGGUGCCGGACUUCACCGUCAUGAGGAUACAGGUCCCGGCCGCCAUGAAGCAGUACACCGUGGCAGCCGUCGAUAGCGCCAGCGUCCUGCUGGUCAUCGCAGGGGACGCCACCGCCACCUCGGCCGCCGCGCUCUCCGAUGUCACCCUGCGGCGAGGCACCGUCCUGUUUGUGUCAGCCAAUGAGAGCCUGCUCCUGCACGUGACCUCCGCAGCGGGCGUGACCAUGUUCCGGGCAUGCUGCCUCCUGUAGGCGUGGGAAGGUACGAACUCAGCACCUGACGCGCCGGCCUCGAACCUUGGCCGACUUUUUUUUUAGCGGCGCAAAUACAUCCAUUUUUAUCCAUAGCAUUUAAAUAAUUCAGUACCCAAAUAAUUCCAAUCGGUGCUAAAUGAAGAUCACAUUAUGACUGCCAUAUUUUCUCAAUUUAAAAUCAUAUUACUUGAAUGUUUGCUACUCACAAAGAUAAGGGAAAAGUUGGAGGGACUAAGGCUAGGUUCACACUGCAGGGUAUGAUGCCCAAUUGUUCUUAAAAUACCCUAUUUUUAUGUUAUCGUUCAUAUUACCCCAAAAUAUGCAAGGUGUGCCUGUUAAGUGAGACACACGUGCACUAAACAUGGCGUCACACAUGUUUACUCAGGAUGUCCCGAUCAACACUUGUGGCUUCCGAUCACAAUCCAGUCUUUCAGUAUCGCGAUACGAUACUUUGACAAUAGAUUGUAGAAGUGAAACUGUUUUAUAGCUAGUAACUAAAGUAGGGCUGCAACUAGGGUUGUAUGGUAAACCGGUAUUAGUAUAGUAGCGUGAUACUAAAGUUAAAAAGUUAAAGUACCAAUGAUUGUCACACACACACUAGGUGUGGCAAAAUUAUUCUCUGCAUUUGACCCAUCACCCUUGAUCACCCCCUGGGAGGUGAGGGGAGCAGUGAGCAGCAGCGGUGGCCGCGCCCGGGAAUCAUUUUUGGUGAUUUAACCCCCAAUUCCAACCCUUGAUGCUGAGUGCCAAGCAGGGAGGUAAUGGGUCCCAUUUUUAUAGUCUUUGGUAUGACUCGGCCGGGGUUUGAACUCACAACCCACCGAUCUCAGGGCGGACACUCUAACCACUAGGCCACUGAGCGGGUUACUAAUGAAUCAUAUACGGUACUAUACCGCCUCUGAAGAAUACCGGUCCGCCACACCCCCGUCACGUCAUGUCAUUGCUGGUUUACGAGCAGACGAGCAUGUUCGGCAGCGCACAAUCACAGAGUACUUACAAGCAGACAAGGUGUGUAGACAGAAAGGGGAGAACGAAAACAUUUUGGCUUGAAAACUAAAGAUAAAGGUGAAGUUAUAACACUGCAACGCCCUCAGGAAGAGGUGCUUUAAGACAUAGCUAGCUAGCUAGCGGCUAAAGUCCAGCCCCAGUUUGCAGUGUUUUAGCUACCGUACUUCUAAAUCACUAAUCCUCGCCUCCACGGCGACAAAUAAAGUAAAUUUCUUCCAAGUAUCAUCCCU